Aspergillus homomorphus CBS 101889 is the source of this 2840-nucleotide messenger RNA. RefSeq names its product Pet127 family protein. The transcript has 3 exons. Gene Ontology annotation, biological process: mitochondrial RNA 5'-end processing. The record is from RefSeq and is a predicted model, not a curated record. Gene Ontology annotation, cellular component: mitochondrion; mitochondrial envelope. Lineage: Eukaryota; Fungi; Ascomycota; Eurotiomycetes; Eurotiales; Aspergillaceae. Bases 117 to 2603 code for a protein of 828 amino acids.
CCAGUCUUUUCGUCUCGUCUACCAUCAUCACCAUUCACUUACCUAUUCUCUUUAAAUCUUACUGCUAUUUUCAUCCCUUUCCACUCCUGAACGCAAUCUACUCUUUCUCGCCUGGGAUGCUUCGGGCUUCCUGGCGAUCUGCCGUGACCCCGGCAAGAAGCAACCUCUACUGGUCGUGUUUAUCCCGCGGCUCCAGUGCGCCGCCACGCCAGCAGUUAUGGACGCGCUCCUUUUACAGCCAGUCUCGCCUACGUUCCCAGACACCAACUACCACCGAUGCCGAACACCCACUCAAUCCUCCAGUCCCCAACAAACUCGAUAUUGGUUUGCACUCUGAGCCGGAGCCGGAGCCGGAGCCGGAACCGGAAUCACAUCAUGAGGCUGACAAUGUUCACGACAAAGCCUCGAAGAUAGAGGUUUCAGCCGAUGAGACUUCCGAUGCUCCUGCACAAACCACCUCCGGUUCCUCUACGCAAGAGGCUUCCGACUCCCCUGCGCGAAAGGAUAAGGGCUCAUCACCUGUCAAACACGCCAGAGCAAUAAGUUCCAGCAGUGGCACGAUCAAGCUGAGAAAGUUCCUCAAACCACUUCCCGUAGAAACGCCGGAAGUACCAAGUCUAUCUUUCGGACUGGAUCGAGUCCUAUUCAACCAGGGAGUUUACACGCUGCGAGAUCCGAGAUCGCGAGUUUACAACUUUGAUCCAUACUUGGGCUCCAUUAUGCCUGUUACCGAAUUCGAUUUCCAAGCUCUGAAAGACUACAUCACUUCCUCCAAAGAUAAGCAACUGCAUUCGCUUGCGCGUAAGGCGCGUAAGAAAUACAUUGGGUCCUCCUCGAGUAUGACUUCGGUGCUGUCCCACUUCCACUACCUGCUGUCAGCCUGGCGACCCGUCGACAUCAGCAGCCUGUCUCAAGGCUUCAGUGAGGAUCUGAGGACUUUCACGCGACUCUUGCGAGCGCCCGCGGCCAUGUUUCUGCACUACCAGGAUGGUGUAUAUGCUAUCGACGCCGAUAAGGAGUUUGACUCGGCCAAUAUUCUAAUGAACUUGGGGAAGUCGAUGGAGAAGCUGUUGACCUUGCCAAAGGAGGAGUUUGAGCGCUACCGACGGUCCAGCGCCAAUAAGAUCACCCCCGAGGAAGAAAAUGCGAUUCCGGAAUCAUACCACUACUCCACAAUGGGCGAUUUUCUCAUGCGGUCUCAGCUGGACGCUUAUGACCCACGGCUGCCCGGCACUGGCAUGUUCGAUCUGAAGACCCGUGCCGUGGUGUCAAUUCGGAUGGAUGCGCGCAACUUUGAGCAUGGCCUGGGUUACGAGAUCCGCCGGCCUCGUGGCAUGUAUGAAUCGUAUGAGCGCGAGUAUUAUGAUAUGAUUCGGGCCGCCUUCCUCAAGUACUCGCUCCAGGUGCGCGUCGGGCGUAUGGACGGCAUCUUUGUGGCAUUCCACAAUAUUGAGCGCAUCUUUGGCUUCCAAUAUAUCUCCUUAAACGAGAUGGACAAGGCACUACACGGCCAAUUCGACAACACUUUGGGUGAUCGCGAGUUCGAGCUCAGCAUUCAGCUCUGGAACGAGAUCUUGAACCGCGCCACGAAAAUGUUCCCUAAGCAAUCGAUCCGCUUUCAUUUUGAAACUCGCCCCGGCUCGAAGCCGUAUAUGAACAUCUUUGCGGAGCCCGUCACCGACGACGAAAUCACGGCAAUCCAGAACAAGAACAAGGAAGCUAUUGACGCCUAUCAGAAACGCAUUCUGGAUCUACCCGACGAGCCAGCGCCAGUGCUAGACAAGGAUGUAGGCGAGAAUGGAGAUUUGGUCCCUGAAGAUGAAGAUGCGAUGUAUGACGAGACACUGAGAGACCCCGCGGAGGCCUCGGCGGAGGAAGAAGAGGAUGAUGCGGCGAUGGAAGACUCAAGCACGAAUGACAAGUCGACCAUUGAUACAAACAAGAAGCUCUUCGCUGCUGUCCUCACAAUCGAUAAUUUCGUGAACGAUGUCCAGGUCGAAAGACCUGAGAAGUUAACCAAGAAAGACAGGUGGGAGAUCGCGUACAGGAUUGACUACCUGGACGGGACUGACCCGCAUACACAUCACAUCUAUGCUUCUCUCCAAAAACGUCGCCGACUCGCCCUCGACUUUGCAAAAGAUGAGGAGCCAAGUCCUUAUCUCAAGAAGCUCCGGUUAAUUUCGCAGUCUGGUCGACGUUUCCGCGAGCGACAAAACCAGAUUGAUUCGAAAUCCAGGCUCAUCGUCUACCGCCCUCGGCCCCCUAAUGGUGGUCCAGCCUAUGGGAAGAACUUCGGCAAACACACCAAGUUCGCUGUCCAAACACCUCUCAGAAAGCCUUUCAACAAGCCAAUGAAAAAGUCUUCCCAGAAGCCUUUCCAAAAGCCUGCCAACAAGCCUCAGGCCACCAAGCAGACCCCCAAGAAGACCACCAAACAGACCCCCGAGAUGACCCCCGAGCAGAACCCCGAACAGGCCCCCGAGCAGACCACCAAGCAGGCUACCGAACAGGCUACCGAGAAAACCAUCGAGCAGUCUACCGAGCAGUCUACCGAACAGGCCCACGAACAGGCCGCAAAGCCGGCUGCCACUCAGGAGAACUAGCAAUAGGAGACGAGAAACUUCCUUCCGUACAAGGGAGAAACCGGCUUAUAGCAUAAUUGAGAUUCACCUCAUAGGGACGGUGUCUUUGCCUGCGUGGCGGCGCGUGUAUAUGUAUGUACUGGAUAGGGAGUUCAGGUUUUUCAAAGAAGUAGAAAGCGUUUAGUUUUCUUUUUUUUUACCCCCUUGUUACUUCUUCGGUUUCUUUUUGGUGGUGAAUGUUCUUACAAUAAAAGCGCC